Vavraia culicis subsp. floridensis is the source of this 3163-nucleotide messenger RNA. RefSeq lists its product as uncharacterized. Lineage: Eukaryota; Fungi; Microsporidia; Pleistophoridae. The record is from RefSeq and is a predicted model, not a curated record. Bases 20 to 3163 code for a protein of 1047 amino acids. The transcript has a single exon.
CGGUGAUGUAAACAUUAGCAUGAUAUUUCUUGUUUUGUUGGACGUAGCACUGGCAAUCGUAUGUAAUUGCAGAGAGUAUACGAGGGAGUGCCAAGAAUAUUGUGCAAAGGAGAGGCAAGAUAACGGUUUAUCUAAGGAUAAGCUGUCAAAUGAGAUAACUGAUCCAGGAAAAGGUAACAACCAAGCGAAAAACGCGGUUAUUACUGCGGAUGAUGGGAAGGAUAGCGCUGGACCUAAGCAUACAGGUACUCUUAAGGAUUUUCUGAAUGAUUCAUUCAAUAUUGACACAGAUGAAUCUAAACGAUCAAAUGUGCCUGGUACGAAGAAUAGCACGGCAUCGAAUACCGCCGAGACAAAGAUUUUACAAACAGAUAGAAUGAGUGGUAGCGCGAAGGAGAAGACAGCUCAGAACGACAAAACAGUUGGUGAUAAAAGGAAGGAAGCGAACAAGCACGAAAAAGGAACGUCCAAUACUUUGAAACAGAGCAACUUGGUUGGCAGCAGCAAUAUGAAAAAUGGAGCUGUAAAUUUGGGGAGUGCUGGACUAAGCGAACAAGCAAGGGGACCAAAUAAUGUGGUGCAAUCACAACUCACCGUAUCGGACGUCUCUCAUAACGCUAUUGUUUCCACAUCUCCCGCUGAUGAUUUAACGAAGUCGAAUCUGACACAACCGAUUGCCACUAAUCAGGGUACACCGGUUGAUAAAACUACCAGCUCAGCCAAUGUAGUGCAGGCCACUUCUAAUGACACCAAAAAAAGUCUCUUGGGUCGUGGUGUGCGGUUGGGUUCGAAUGGCACCGACUUGGUGGAGGAUCAAGCUGUAAUUGGCAAAAGCAACUUGCUUGGUGCCAAUGGCACCGAGAAUAGGCAAACAAUCCCGGAAAAUUUGAGACAAAGCAGUCUGAAUGAGAUAGCAGGUCCAAGUUUAAUACCCGGUGUGGUAAUGAACGCGGCACCCGCACCUAUGGACGUAAAAAUGGUUGUGAAAGAGGAAUCAUACCCUGAUAGUAAUCCAACAUUGAUACAGCUGCCUGCUAAGCCUCCUGUUGCCAUAAACGAAACACCGCAAAAGAUACUUGUGGCCUGCUCACCGCCAGUGCCAUCCAUACCUAACGACGUAAAUCGGACAAGUAAUGACAUCCUUGCACAGUUGAUCACGCUGAUUAACAGCCAGCAAAAUCCAAAUACAAUCGCUCGUCCAGGAGCGAACGCCGGUGGUGGCAUAGACACUGAGCAUCGAUACCUUAGAAACAGUGGCAUGGAUAACAAUCAGGCGAACUACAACGAUACGCAGUGCAAGAACGACGUGUCAUGUAUGCAGAUAAAAGACCUACAGAUGGGAGGAAACAAACGGGACAGCAUGGAAGAUAGACAAAAGCGAAACAGCGACCCAUGUUUAUUUUACAAGAUGCUAGUUGAUUACUCGAAGGACAUAAACUUCCUGUCCCCAGACAUGAAAAAAGAACUGAAUCGUAUAAAGAGCAAAUUUAUCGAAAGGUACAGAUCGGAAUUGAAGAGCUGUCUGGGAAUGGUAGACGAAAUUGGUGAAGUGAGAACACGUUAUGCAACAAAAACCAAAGGUAUAUUUGACGGAAUCGUAGAUUUUUUUAAAGACAACAGUACGAAUAGUAGAAAUACCGAAAGACCAGGACUGCUAUUUGAUGAGAUAAACAACGUAAAUGGUCUAGGAAGUACAGCUGAGAGGCUUGACACGAAUUCGGAAUUGUCACAGAAUUCGGACGGCUGGUCCAAUGAUAUAACAAUUACACGAUAUGUAACAUUAGAUGGUAAUGAUAAACUUGCAAUUUUAGGGAGCAAGACUAUUACUAAAACGGUUACGGUGAGCGAAGACCUGAGAAGUGAGAAUGAGGAAAAAGGAAGCAGGUCAAACGACCAAGUGGCGAAAAGAGUUUACAAACGAGACAUAUCACAGGAUAACUCGCCAAAAGAAAGAGAAAAUGGGGAUGCAGACAAUAACUCAGAAAAAAACUCUCAAAAUGAGUCAUCUGGUGCAAGUAGCACAAAGGAGACUGGCAAUUCUUAUACAACCUCAACACUGCAGGAAACAUCAGCGGUGGAAAAGACUAGCACAGUAACACAAACACUUACCAAAAGCACAACUAUCAUUAUCACACAAGACAGCUCGAGCAGUUAUUCGUUUACCUCCCAAACACAUGAAAAUGCAAAGAGCUCAUACAGCGACAGCACCAGCCUAGAUACAUCAAGCAGCUCGUCACCCGGUGUUUCAAACACUAAUGCUAGAACGGUGAGCGGUGAUAACCUAGAUAUCUUGUCAUUUAUGAAAAGAUUAGACGCAAAUAACUAUACGACUGCUAAGGAUACCAACGGCAAUAACAUUUUAGAAAGCAUCUACUCAAUUAUAAUCGAAAUUAAGAACGAUGAAGUUGUCGGGAAGACAAAGAGUAGAGAAAAAUCGGUGAGUGCCUCUACAAGCACCGACAAAGCUGUCAGCACGCUCACGAUCACGCAAACAGUCGAUAAACAAUUAAUAGGACAAACGGGGAGAGCGAAUAGGAAUGGUAUGAAUACCACUACUGUCACCAAAACGAUCGAACAGCCCGUUACACCACGUGUUGGCACAAUAAACAACCAAGAAAACAUACUUAAGGAGAUACGAGAGGAGCAAAAGUUGCUCAUAGAAAAACUGAAGGAUUUUUUGGAUCAAAAAGAACAGAAAAAACUCGAGAACACACAACCUGCCAGUCCCAAGAUGUUCGACAGCAUCUAUUCAACGGUCGACAUUAAAACCAUCAAACCAGCAAUAGAAAAUAUGAAAAAAAGUAUAGGCGCAUUCAAGAAAGAGUUUAAAGUUGAUUCGGACAUAAACAUUGAAAUUGUUUCAGAAUCACCAAGCAUUGGUUCCUUCAGUCAGACCCUGAGUGUGCCCGAUACAAUAUACUCGAGUGUUAUCGCAGAUGCAAAAGAACACAGAACAUUAUCGGGUUCAGAUACAGAGACGAUAAGCUUAUCAGUACCUACUGAGACAGUCGAGCCUGAAAAUUCUAUGCAAUACUACAAAACAAUCGUUCUAAGGCACAAGUCGGGAGAAAAUGACAAAGAAAAUAUUAAAAUAAGAAUAGAGGAUCAGUCCGAGUCCAAUUCAGACGUUGAAAAGGUGGUUGUAAGCGGUGAAGAGACAUAG